UCUUUCUACCGGAAACUACGUCAUCUCCCCUUGCAAACAUGGCGACUGUGACAACAGCCACCUCAGAGUGGAUUCAGUUUUUUAAGGAUGCCGGGAUUCCAGCCGGUCUUGCUGUCACCUAUGCAGUUUCCUUCGUGGACCACAGGAUUCAAAAGAACAUGCUGAUGGACCUUAGUAAAGACAUUAUGAUGGACCUCGGUAUAACUGUCAUUGGAGACAUCAUUGCCAUUCUUAAACAUGCCAAACAGGUGUACAGGCAGGACAUGUGCAAAAUGGCAACCGAUGCCAUCACAUCAGGACAGACAAGUGUCAAAGCAGAGCUCAGAAGAACCGCCAACACUCCUGCCACCCGUAUGAUUGCCAAUGCUUUGAGCCAUGACUCCCCUCCUCCCACUCCGGUGCGUCGACCCAUUGACAAUCGGCUCUCUGUCACGGUGUCCAACUCCCAAGCAAACAAGAACAACAAACCAGUCGUAAGCCAACCAGCCGACGAAGGGAAGUCUGCAGCAAAGCGCCGACGCGUCACAGCAGAGAUGGAAGGCAAGUACAUCAUCAACAUGCCAAAGGGCACCACGCCUCGUACACGUCGAAUCCUUGCCCAGCAGGCCAAGAAAGGUUUGAAGCGUACCUCAGUCUUUGAAAGACUUGGAGCUGAAUCAAUGGCAGAUACAACAACCAGCAACAGCAAGCCCACUGGGGUAUUCAGCCGCCUUGACGGGGCGGAUGAAGGCGAAGAAAUGCCAAAGCCAGCAAAAUUGGAUGAAAAUAUGGAAGAAGAGGAUGCAGAGAGUGAUGGAGAAGGCUCCGUCCUACAGUAUGCCGGUGUCCUUAAGGGACCAUCUCUAUUGAAGAAAGCUCCAGCCCCAAAACCACCUCCUACCACCCUGCGUCGCCUUGGUGGAAAAUUUAAGCUUCCUCCCUCUGAUCCUCCCACAUCCUCCUCUACCUCCUCCCCAAAUGGCCUCCUGCCUGCCAAAAUUAGUGUGCUUCAGAGACUGGGCAAGCCCCCCGCCGCAAGCACGGCUACGACGCCAACAUCGGCCGACACGCAGGACAACAGAGUGACAAGCACCAGGUCCAGAGCGAUGGAAAAACCCACUACAGCCAGUUCAAAGGUCAGCAGCAGCAGCAAUGGCUCCGGGGUUGGGGGUGGAGGUGGAGACUCCGUGGGGGCCAAGAUGGACGUCAAAGCUGUCAGUGUAUUCAAAAGACUGGGAAACAAGAAGCCCUAACAUCCAUUCAGACUCUCACCCUACACACAAUAUAGAAUUCAAUCAUAUUCUUUUCCUCCAUCAGGAUGGCAAGUUGGUGUUAUCAUUAUUAGAAGUAUUUUAUUUUUUUUUUACUUUUUUUGUUGCUGCCAUUAAUGAGUCACUUUUAUUUAAUGUUGGUAUUUUUUAUUUAAAAGCUUUAGUGAUGCUGUUUCAUGCUGCUCAGACUCAAGGCUUUGGUAUCGCGUCAUAUCGGCCAAUUUGUGUAUUUUAAAAGCAAUGAGCAUUAGCUGAGGUGCGGUUCUGAUUGGCCUUGUUUACUUUAUAUACAAGUGCAUCUUAAUGAGUUGGAAUCUAAUUUUGGUCAUUUGGUUCAAAAAGUGAAACUUGUAUAGAUUAAUUCCGCACAUAUUUUCCUCUAUUAUAUCUGUUAUUUUUGGUGCGUAGAAGUUAUAUAACUAAUAAUACAAUAACACAGUUUCUCCAAAAAUGUGAACAUAAAUUAACACAAAUUUAAUUAUAUAUUUAGUAAAUGCUAUACAGCUGAAAUGAAUGCCCCUAUACUGCACCGUAUCGUCACUCACCGCUUCGUUAGGCCGUCUUAUACAUUACAUUCACUUGAUUGCUUCUGUGUUGACCACUGAAGCUCUUCCUCAGCUGCUGUCAGCGCCUUAUCAAUCUCUUAUGCUACGUUCAGACCGCAAACACUGGAAGCGGCACAAAAGCUGCUGCUUCAUUUUUUAAGCUUGUACACUUAAGAUCUGAUGCACCUCAAGAAUAUCUUUGACGCUCCUGAAGCGCAUUCAGUAAAGUGUCUCCAGAUGCGUCUGAUGCUUCUGCUGCUCCUAUGUUCAAUAGCAGAGAGCAGCUUUGCUGUAUUUGCUUUUAUAAGUGUUUAAGAAGUAGUUUUGAAUAUUUUUUUUAGUGAGAAAGUUCACCUGUGAACUUCAUCUGUGCAUUCAGUCAUCAAAAUUACAAUCCUGCCUUUAAAUAUUAACUUGCUGUCUGAGCCGCUCAGACAGCCAUACACGGUUGCGGCCCUGUCACUGGAAAUCCCCUUCCACUGCUGUUCGUGGUGGCCGGAAGGCAUUUUUAAUGUAUGUAAUACAAACUGCAGGCACCAGAAUAAUAAAAGCGAACAUAUUUUACUGGCAGGA
Molecule: messenger RNA, 2368 nt
Organism: Cyprinodon tularosa
Lineage: Eukaryota; Metazoa; Chordata; Actinopteri; Cyprinodontiformes; Cyprinodontidae
Gene: cunh19orf47
Product: chromosome unknown C19orf47 homolog
Exons: 8
Coding region: 39-1232 (397 amino acids)
Cellular component (GO): nucleus
Source: RefSeq, a predicted model, not a curated record